AUGCAGUUCGGAAAGUCCUACAAUGUUUAUUUCCUUUGCGCGUUCAUGACCCUUGGUGGUGGUCUGUUCGGUUUCGAUAUCUCGUCUAUGAGUGGUGUUUUGGGCACCAAGGCCUACAUCAAUUACUUCCAAGUCGGAGAUGGCAAUUACAAACAGGGUGGAAUUACCUGCGCGAUGCCGUUUGGAUCGCUCGUCGGUGCCUUGGCCUCGAGUUUCCUCGCCGACAAAUACUCGCGUGUGACAGCCAUCCAGUUCUCCUCGACUUUGUGGAUCAUCGGUUCUAUCUUCCAAUGCGCCUCAAACGGCAUCGCACUGCUCGUCGUCGGCCGUGUCAUCGCAGGCCUCUGUGUCGGCAUUGCCUCCGCCAUGGUCCCUGUCUACAUCGCCGAAGUCAGCCCUAAGCAGAUUCGAGGCCGCAUGAUUUCCCUACAGCAGUGGGCAAUCACCUGGGGUAUCCUGAUCCAGUACUUCAUCCAGUACGGCUCCAGCAACAUCGACGGCGGCCCCAACAACGAAACCCAGAGCACAGCGGCUUUCCGCAUCCCCUGGGGUAUCCAGAUUGUCCCUGGUGUUAUCUACUUUGUGGGGCUGUUCUUCUAUCCAAAGUCGCCUCGUUGGUUGGCGAGUAAGGACCGCUGGGAUGAGUGCAUGCACAACCUUGCCCGUCUCCAUGGGAAUGGCGAUAUCAACCACCCCAAGGUUCUUGCUGAGUACAAGGAGAUCCAGGAUGCGCUGGCUUUGGAGCGCGAGCAGAACUCGACGAGUUACCAGGAGUUCAUGAAGCCGCGCAUUGCGAAGCGUGUCUUCCUGGGAAUGAGUCUGCAGAUGUGGUCCCAGCUCUGCGGGAUGAACGUCAUGAUGUACUACAUCGUCUACAUCAUGCAAGGCACAGGAACCGGCUCACCCCUCCUGACAGCAUCCAUCCAAUACAUUCUUAACACAGCCCUCACCCUGCCCGCCAUCCUCUGGCUCGACCGCUUCGGCCGCCGCCCUGCAAUCCUCAUCGGCUUCUCCCUGCAAGCCAUCUUCCUCUACGUCGAAGGAGGCCUACAAGCCGGAUACGGCCGCACCACGCGCGAAGGCGACACAAACUCUACCGCCAUUUCCUGGACCGUCGCCGACCACCCGGCCGUCGGCCGCGCCAUCAUCGCCAUGUCCUACCUUUUCGUCUGCUCUUUUGCGACUACAAUCGGUCCGACUUCCUGGACGUACCCGGCUGAGAUCUACCCAGCCAAGGUACGCGCCAAGGCUGUCUCGCUAGCCACGGCCUCGAACUGGACAUGGAAUUGCCUGUUGGCGCUUUUCGUCCCGCCUCUGCUUUGGAGUAUUAACUGGAAGAUGUACAUGAUUUUCGCCGCCUUCAACACCGUCGCCGCAGUGCACAUGUUCCUCACAGCCCCCGAGACAAAGGGCUUCACGUUGGAAGAAAUGGACGAAGUCUUCGACACCGGCAUCCCCGCCUGGCGCCGCGGAAAGGCGCGCUCGCGUCUCGACGAUAUCGAGCGGGAGAUUGCAGAGGGGAAUCUCAAGGUUACGGACCGAGCGGGCCCUGUUCAGCCCGCUAAUGAGAAGACGCCUGAGAAGGGGGAUGAGAAUGUUUGA
Molecule: messenger RNA, 1602 nt
Organism: Aspergillus puulaauensis
Lineage: Eukaryota; Fungi; Ascomycota; Eurotiomycetes; Eurotiales; Aspergillaceae
Product: sugar porter family MFS transporter
Exons: 7
Coding region: 1-1602 (533 amino acids)
Biological process (GO): carbohydrate transport; transmembrane transport
Cellular component (GO): membrane
Molecular function (GO): carbohydrate:proton symporter activity
Source: RefSeq, a predicted model, not a curated record